Acanthamoeba castellanii str. Neff is the source of this 1761-nucleotide messenger RNA. RefSeq lists its product as uncharacterized. Gene Ontology annotation, molecular function: protein binding. Bases 1 to 1761 code for a protein of 586 amino acids. The transcript has a single exon. NCBI's taxonomy places the organism in Eukaryota, Discosea, Longamoebia, Acanthamoebidae. The record is from RefSeq and is a predicted model, not a curated record.
AUGUACCAACCCAAGGCGUGGAGCCUCGCUCUUGCGCUGGCCCUGUUCAUGUUUGCCGCUGGCACCAGUGCGAAUAAGGCCAAGAUCGUUCUCACCGCCGAGGAGACUGAAGGCGCCUUGGGAUUCUACUCGACCGAUGGCGAACUGCUGGGCAAGGCCAAGGUCGGCCUCCUGCCGCACGAGGUCAUCGUCUCCAAGGACGGCACCACUGCCAUCGUGUCCAACUUCGGCCUGCACGACUUCGACUCGCCCUACGGCGACGCGGGCCUCUAUCUGUCGCGGAUCAACAUCCCGCUGCGUCUCGAGGACAAGCUGUUCUACACCUUCCCCAAGGGCGCCCCGGCCCACUCGGCCCAGCGCGCCCCCCACGGGGUGAAGUUCAACCACGACGAGACCAAGCUCUACGUCAACACCGAGUGGACCUCGUCCGACGGCACCGCAAAGCCCUCCAUUCUGGUCUACGACCUCACCGACGGCUCCGAGGAGCCGGCCCAGGUGUGGACGCUCGGCAACAACACCAACAAGUGCCACAACUUCGUCUUUUCGAACGACGGCCAGACCGUGUGGCUGCAGCUCGGCCCGCAGGGCAUCGCGGCCAUGGACGCCGUCACGGGCGAGGUCAAGACGCCGUUCCUCCUGGGCACCACGAUCGUGGGCGUGCGCGGCCUCACCUGGUCCACGGUCGAGCCGGGCGUGCUCAUCGUCAGCGGCAUCGGCGAGCUGUGGGCCAUCAACACCACCGCCGCCUACCCGCCGCCCGUGGUGCGCCACUACGCAGGCUACGGCACCCGCCAGUUCCUUUAUUCGGCCGUCUCGCCCGACGGCAAGUACAUCGUCGCCCCCGCCGUGUGGAACAGUCAGGUGCUCAUCAUCGACUACUGGACCACCAAGGUCGUGGCGCGCCUGUCGUCCGAUAUCGACCCGGUCGCCAUCGCCAUCUCCGACGACUCCCGCUACGCGUACGCCACCGGCGGCCGCGGAGCCAGCCUAACCAAGAUAGACCUGAAGAAGUUCACCACCGAGGUCAUUCCCACCGGCUCCGCCACGGGACCCAAUGGAGUCACCUUCGCCCCCAAGACCAACUCGUACAAGACCACCGAAUUCACCGUCGGCGUGGUGAUCUCGCUCACCGGGGCGGGCAACGCCAACGCCUACGAGUUCCAGUCGGGCCUCGCCAUCUGGAAGGAGCGGAUCAACGACGCCGGCGGAAUCGCCCUGGCCAACAACAAGGCCGCCUUUGUGCGCCUCGUGUUCCUCGAUGACCUGAGCGACAGCACCAGCACCAGCCGACUCCUGCGGGAGCUGGUGGACGAGCACGGUGCCGACGCCCUGGUCGUGGCGUCAGCCGGGUUCACACCGGACAGGCGCCUGUUGCGCACCCUGGACCAGGAGGACGUGCCCCUGCUGUCGCUGUUCCAGGUGGAAGGCGACAACCGAAAGAGGAGCGACGUGCGCAGCGAGCUUCUCAGGCCGAGGGCCGACAGUGACGUGCUGGGCCACGACAGGUGGUGCAGCCUCACCCGGUACUCGGCCGACUUUGCCCAGCGGUACUCCCGCAACGCUACGACGGUGAACGCCCAAGCGACAGCCGCGGGCAUCAUCAUCGAACAGGCUGCCGUGCGAUCGGGCCGCAGUUCGGGCAAGAAGCUGGUGGAAGCGAUCGCCGCCACGGACACUGUCCUCUUCUCUGGUGCCGUCAAGUUCGACGCCCAAGGCAACAACAUCUACGGCGACAGCACGCCUGUGCUGAUUCGUGGGUGA